CGUUCCAUAGACAGUCUCAACUCUCAAAAUGGAGGCUUGCAUGAAUGUUGAGAGAGAAGCUGACAAAGUUCUUGGCAAAUUCCACGGCGUUUGGAAUCAUGCUGAAAGGACCUUUGAUGAAAUGAUAGAAAACCUUGCAUCUAGGCAAGAAGAGUUAUCAAAGUCCCCCUGUGAUGAUCAAUUCAAUUUGUUUCACAAUCACCUGCUGUUGUCCAGUAUAAAGCGAGUGAGAGAGAUCACAACAAGACUCAGUAAUGAACAUAAAGAUAUUCACAGCAGUGUCUCCAAAGUAGGAAAGUCAAUAGACAAAAAUUUUGUGAGUGAGCUGAUAGACCUGAACCAAGACCCAACGUAUGGCAAUGAAGACCGCAUGAAGCUCCUCAAUACGGUCGUCUUUGAACACUUCUUGAGGCAGGGUAUGCUGGACAUUGCUGAAAAUCUAUCUCAGGAAGCUAAUCUGGAUGUUCCAGAGUCUGCAAAGGAGCCGUUUGUAGAAAUCAACAGAAUUCUUGCCGCACUGAAGGAGAGAAAUCUUGAACCAGCAUUACAAUGGGCAUUGAAUCACAGAGACCAACUCCGAGCACAGAAUAGCUCGCUGGAGUUCAAGUUACACCGGUUACGUUUCAUAGAACUGGUACGGCUAGGUCCAGAGAAGCAAUACGAAGCCCUCUUCUAUGCACGCAACUUCUCCCAGUUUGCAGGAGCCCACGAAAAAGAACUGCAGGUCUUGAUGGGUAGCUUUCUCUACAUUCGGCAAGGCUUGGAAGUGUCACCCUAUGCACGUCUCCUAGAUCCCAUCAACUGGUUGGACAUCUGUGAUGUCUUCACACAGGAUGCUUGCGCUCUCCUAGGCUUGUCCAUCGAAAGUCCCCUCACAGUCGGAGUCUCAGCAGGUGCCAUUGCACUGCCAGCUCUUCAGAAGAUCAAGCAGGUGAUGCAACAAAGACAGUGUCAUGUCAUGUGGACGGCCAAAGAUGAACUGCCUAUUGAAGUUGAGCUGGAGCCCAGUCAGCGCUACCACUCUAUCUUUGCAUGCCCUAUCCUGAGACAGCAGGCAUCAGAAAACAACCCUCCGAUGCGUCUGGCAUGCGGGCACGCCAUCUCAAGAGAUUCCCUCAAUAAACUCAUCAAUGGAAGCAAGAUAAAAUGUCCUUACUGUCCCGUCGAGUCUUCACCGAACGAUGCCAAACAGCUGCACUUGUAACCUCCACCUAAGGACAAGAUGAAGACAUUGCAAAGGCUUCUCUGCCUGUGCUCUGAUAUCAAACAAUGCUUGCAGUUACAUGUUCAUGUUGAAGGAGAGAGAUGUGUUGGAGACAGGUGCAUGGAGUAGGGUCCACUAGGCUAUGCAUUGUUCCAAUGGUCCGAAUGUGACGCUGGUUUCAGAGAACCUUCUCAUACACAGACAAAGGUCAUUGUUACUAUCUUUUCGAGCCCAAGGAAAGUGUUUUAUUAGGGACUUGCAAAGUGUCAUAAAGGGAGUGUGUUUUAAAAGUUGUCUUUAUAACAAGGUUCCACUGUGCUUUACUUUUGGAAUAUACAGUCUUCAAACAGUAGCAAGAGCUUGGAAGAUUUGGGAAAAAAGUUUGGAAAAUGUUUAAGAAUUCCGUACAAGGAGUGAGCCGUGAAUCAUCCACAAGGGUCAUUAAUAUUUUCUUAUAGUCCAGAGAUAUUGGGUACCUAGAUAGGCCUGUACAUGAAGGACUGGCUUACAGUAGCAUCUCAACUCUUUCCAUGCAACGCUGUAGCAGCAAUUCUUACUUUAAAUGAGACAGCAUUGUUUUGAAAAUCUUUGGUGCUAUCAUAAGCAAGCUCAUGAAUGCCUGGCCCCCUCAAGGUGACUCACAGCACAAUCUUCACACAUUUUAAACAGUACCUGUAUACAUAAUUUUUUUUUAUUCAGGGGGUCUUGAGAAAGACAAAUGGCAAACCCCAAAAUAGGGAAUUUUGUCAUUGUGAGGUCAAGGAUGAGAACAUGGUAUGGCUUAGAUCUCUGACAAGCAAUGUUGGGUUGUUUAUUUCGAGGAUGGAUCUUUUUUGCAGGCAAGAAUCCUCUUGAAGUUGCAACCGAGGAAAAGUGUGAAAUACAUGUAAAUAGGAUUUUGAUAUUUAUUGUAAUCAGAAGCUAUAUAGAAAAUAACAGGGAAGAAAAACAUAUGUUAAAGGUAGAUGAGAGGUUUACAUAGAGAAAGAGUUGAUGUCAGAUGAAGUGUUUCUUGAUAGUGAAAAGUAAAAAGAGACAUGUGUAUACUCUUUCUUUUUUUGAAAGAGUAUACACAAGGUAAGAAAAUAUGUAUAUUCACAGAGAAUGUGGAUGAAUUAUGAUGUACAUGUACAUAUAUAUGUAUUUACAGGAAGAUUUUGAGUUGUGGUAAUGAAGAGAAUUUAUUUUUUCCCUGUAUGAUAUAAUGUGCUUAAUUAUAUGAGAAUAGACGGAUAUCGUGUAUACUAUGUAAUCUAGAUCCGAGCCCCUGUCUUGUAAAGCGUUGCGAUUCAUUUGAUCCAGAUUGAUGGCAAGUCGUCCAGUCAAUCGCUAACUCACAGACUGAGUUGCGAUUGAUAUCAAGUUGUGAUCGAUUUGAAAUAAUCAAUCAUUAGUGCUUAGAAGACAAGGCUCUGGAUGGCAGGAUAUCUAGGAGCCAGAAGGGCGUUAACUCAACACUUUUAAAAGCGUUGGCGCUCUUCUAGCUCUCAAUCAUUAUCAAAAUACCCAUGCAUGCGAUUUGUUGGGGCCCGUUUCACAAAGCCUUUUUUCAAUGACAAAUGGCAAAAAUCAGUGACAAAUCUGCUGAUAACCAAUCAGAAGUAAGCAUUUUAGUAGCUUAUAACAAAAAUGUCAUUUGUCACUGAUGACAAGUUUUGUGAAAUGCCCCCAGGUAUUGCCUUGUGCAAGAAUGAGCCCAAAUAAAUAAAUGAUUGAUUUUGAUGUAUGGAGAAGACAUCCAUCAUUUUAAACCUAAAUGGAAAUCCAACCUUGAUAGCAAGCUAAUCUAGAGGGAAGCAGGGAAAUCAGAGAAGUAGACUGGUGAAAGUUUGAAUGAAAUUGGGCAAAAAAUGAGAAAGUUAUGAAUUUUUGUGAAGUCGCAAUCACUUUGACUGAAUCGAUAAAGUCCCUGUGAUGGAGUGGUGGAAACCUUCCCAUUUUUCCAACACACAAAAUGACUAUAAUUUU
This is a messenger RNA of Strongylocentrotus purpuratus (purple sea urchin), 3172 nucleotides long. Its product is annotated as E3 ubiquitin-protein ligase RMND5A. The transcript is spliced from 9 exons. Gene Ontology annotation, cellular component: cytoplasm; nucleus; GID complex. Bases 29 to 1204 code for a protein of 391 amino acids. Gene Ontology annotation, molecular function: protein binding; ubiquitin protein ligase activity. The record is from RefSeq and is a predicted model, not a curated record. Lineage: Eukaryota; Metazoa; Echinodermata; Echinoidea; Camarodonta; Strongylocentrotidae. Gene Ontology annotation, biological process: proteasome-mediated ubiquitin-dependent protein catabolic process.